ACAUCGUUAAGACCACUAGUAAAUAAAACUGCUUCGUUGUGAAAACGCUAAGAAAUAUAGCAUUUUUACAAACUCGAAAUGAGCCGUUUACUUUCUCACUGGCUGGUGACUAUUUCUCUCAUCUUCAAUACAAAGAUUGUGAAGAGUAAAGGCGUUUUAAAGUUGACUUUCAACGAUUACAAUAAUCCUGGAAAAGGAGAUUAUGAUGGUGGUUGUUGCGAUCCAAUCUUGUGUGGAGGAUGUGAAACUUAUUUCGAGAUAUGUCUGCAAUCGUCUUACAUUCCCGUUCAUAGCACAAAAAAUUGCAUGGUUUAUGUGAAUACUAAGCAUCACAAAGGUGAUAGUUUCAAUUUCAAGAAAGUUUAUGGAACUUUUUUUGGUAUAAACAAUGAAAGAAAUCCGUUGGUCUAUAAUUUUGACAACAACUGGAAGGGAACGUUCAGUAUUCUAAUGAAGAUAUGGGAUGACGAUAGUGGCCGAAUCUUUAACGUUGGAGGGCAACGGGAUCUGAUUGAUAAUGUAUAUGGGAGCUUUAGGAAGCUUGUUGCUGGUCGUUAUUCACAUCAACCCAAAGUAUUUUUGAGAACGCUGACUGGGUCAAGAAAAGGCUCUGGUGUCAAGCCUCCCACCACUACGACUAUCACUUUGAGCCUACAGUGUCACCAGUAUUAUUAUAACGGCUAUUGCUCCAGGUACUGCAAGGCUCAGUACAGUAUUGCUGCUGGUCACUAUACUUGUGAUGCCUACGGUCGCAAAAUCUGCAGGAAAGGUUGGCUAGGAAGAGAUUGUAAAACACCUUUGUGCAAUAAAAACUGCAACAAUGGAAGAUGCAGUAGGCCUGGCAUAUGCAAAUGUCAUGCGCACUGGACAGGAGAUACUUGUGAGAAAUGUAUUAAAAAAAGGGGAUGUUUGAAUGGUGUCUGUAAAGUUGGUAAUGACUGCAUAUGUUUGCCUCAAUGGAAUGGCAGCCUAUGCGAUCAAGAUAUGAAUUCAUGUCGAAGUCAACCGUGUCAAAACGGUGGUCGUUGUUACAACAAAAAGAACUCAUACAAAUGUCAAUGUGUUGCUGGUUAUCGUGGAAAUCGUUGCGAGGAAGAAAUCAAUCUAUGUUCAUCAGUUCCCUGUGCAAACAGCUCGUCAUGUAUCAAUUAUCGCACUGACUUUAAAUGUAUCUGUCGUGCUGGAUUCAACGGUCGUUUGUGUCAAAAUAACAUUGACGAUUGUGUUUCUAAUGACUGCACUAAUGGAAAUUCGUGUUUGGACGGUUAUAACAACUAUUCAUGUUCCUGUACCCCUGGAUAUACGGGUUUUUACUGCAAUGUUGAUAUCGAUGAUUGUGCAAACCAAACCUGCUCACACAAUGGAAUUUGUAAAGACGACAUCAAUGACUACAUCUGCAGUUGUUUUCAUGGAUUCGAAGGUCGAAAUUGUGAAAUAAAUAUUGAUGAGUGCGUCCUUAAUCCUUGUCAGAAUAAUGGGACUUGUCUUGAUGGAAUUGACGAUUAUUCUUGCAAAUGUGCUGAAGGAUGGCUCGGUAAAAAUUGCACAUCAAAUCGUGACGAAUGUGCAGGUGAUCCAUGUCGUAACAAUGGUACUUGUCAUGAUCUUAUCAACAAUUACAACUGUUCUUGCUUAUCUGGUUUCACUGGCAAAGAUUGUCAAAUUAACAUUAAUGACUGUGUGGCCAAGCCUUGCCAACAUAACGGUAUCUGUAUUGAUGGUGUUGAUUCUUUCUCUUGUCUUUGCAAACCUGGCUACACUGGUUUACAUUGUGAAGUGAAUAUUGAUGAGUGUCAAGAUAGUCCGUGCAUUUACGGUCAGUGUAAAGAUGGUAUCAACCAGUAUCAUUGCAACUGCUCACGUGGUUACGAAGGUCAUGAUUGUGACAUUGAGAUAGACGAGUGUCAAUCAGUACCAUGUCUUAAUAAUGCUACCUGUGUUGAUGAAGUUGGCAAUUUUUCUUGCGCUUGCGCACUUGGUUACCAAGGUCGGCAAUGCGAGAUGCGUAUUGACUAUUGCAUGAAUAUCACUUGUCUAUAUGGUGGUGUGUGUGUGAACAGACGAUCAGGCUAUCUUUGUAACUGUCCCUAUGGUUACAAUGGAACGGUUUGUGAGCACACGCCUUGCACGUGGCAGCCAUGUAGGAACAACGCAUCAUGUUUGCUCAAUAAUAACACCUUGCGAGGAUAUGAAUGUGAUUGCUCUCCUCUCAACACACGCUACGUUCUAAAAUAUACAGGGGAGUUUUGUGAGAAAGAUAUUGAUAACUGUGAUCCGACCAAUUACAACUUUGAUGAAAGUAUUAACAUCACAGAAAAUGGGUUUUGCGGGUAUAAUGGCCGCUGUGUUGAUCAUAUCGGAUAUCAUACGUGCGAAUGUGAAGAAGGUUGGACUGGGGUCGCUUGUCAGAUAGAUGUUGAUGAAUGCUUAAGUUAUCCUUGUCGUAAUAAUGGAGAAUGUCGUGAGAAUGCUGCGGGAUCUGGGUACGAAUGUCUAUGCCCUUCUGGCUACCAUGGAAAGAACUGCGAGACAAUUGCUAAUCCAUGUGACAGUAAUCCAUGUUGCAAAGGCGCUAUUUGCAAAUAUGACGUCAACUCGUUUACUUGUCUUUGUUACAAUGGACUUAAAGGACCUUCAUGUUGCUCUAAUACAACCUGGUGUUCCAAUGAUUUAUUUAACGUAUCAACAUGUAGCGAUCGUGGAAAAUGUUUCAACUUAGAAAACCAAUUUAAUUGUUCUUGCUAUCGCGGAUGGACUGGGUCUCGAUGCGAAGAAGAUAUCAAUGAGUGUGCAAUGAAUCCCUGUGUCAAUGGGGUAUGUAGGAACACUCAUGGAUUUUAUCAAUGCCUUUGUGAAGAUGAUUAUAUUGGUUUGAAUUGUGAUGAAAAAAUUGAUGAUUGUCAUAAUAUCACGUGCGAAAACAAGGGUAUGUGUAUCGAUGGUGUUCAUAAUUUUACCUGUGAAUGCACACCAGGAUUCACGGGAAGGUAUUGUGAAACAGAUAAUGAAUUGCCUUUGCCAGCGCUAAAACAAGUUGCCAGGACUCGUCGUGCAUCAAAUCUUUCUCUUAUUAUUGGUGUAUCGGUCUCCUUUAUUGUACUCUGCACAGCUGUAAUGCUGGUUUUUCUUCGCUAUAAAAAACGUCUUCAGUGUCGUCGUAAUGUAGUUGAUGAUGUCAGAAACAUCAAUGUACCAUCCGUGGACGCUUCUGAAUACAUCAUGUUCACGAAUCCUUUGUAUCGGAUGCAUUAUAGCAAAAAUGAAGAGGUCAACACAAGCUCUCGCAAGGUCUCCCAUUGUUGAGUCACUAAAAAAUUUAAAUGUUUGUAUCUAAAUAAUAAUUUAUCACUCUGGGCGAUUUCCAAUGUAGAUCCAAACUUGUGCCGAAAGCUUUAAUAUCAAAAAUCAAUAAAAAUAUCCGAAACAACGAUGCCAGAUAAAA
This is a messenger RNA of Xenia sp. Carnegie-2017, 3442 nucleotides long. RefSeq names its product fibropellin-1-like. The record is from RefSeq and is a predicted model, not a curated record. Gene Ontology annotation, biological process: cell communication; heterophilic cell-cell adhesion; establishment or maintenance of epithelial cell apical/basal polarity. Bases 79 to 3303 code for a protein of 1074 amino acids. Gene Ontology annotation, cellular component: protein-containing complex; plasma membrane. Gene Ontology annotation, molecular function: calcium ion binding. The transcript has 26 exons. Lineage: Eukaryota; Metazoa; Cnidaria; Anthozoa; Malacalcyonacea; Xeniidae.